UCAUUUUACUGUGUAAAUACAACCCUCAUAACACAACCCUCGACCCCACAGCAGACCGCGAAAAGGAUUGUUGUAGUGGCGGAAGGUUACAUCAGUAGGAAAGAGUGGUACGUUGUAAACCGUAUAAAGUAUGUAACGUUAAUGUUUUAAGUGGAUACAACAAAAAACAAGGGCUUUAGUUUCUAAUACUACUAUAAUUGGCUUAUGUUUUAUUUUAAAUAAAUAAUACAUUUUAUAGCCAAUUAUUUUAACAGCGGAUGUAGACACGACGGACGUAGUACUGCGGAUAAGUAGCGCCCUUCGUCCUCCGAGAAAGCGGGAACCUCAGUUAACAGACGGGUUCGGAGGGUAAUGCUAACUUAAAGUUCUAAGGACACCCUUGGGGACAGUAGUUAUCUGGAUACAUCUCCCAGAUGUCAGUGAUGGAAAAACUGGACGCAGUGUCAGCGGCUACUUUGCAAGCUGCAAACAUCAGUGAAGCCUUGUUACCAACUCUGUCCCGUGAAGAUAUCCGUGAUCUUUUCCCUGGACCUGAACAUUUUCUUAGGAGAAAAGCAAUAUGGAACCUGUUUCACACAGAUCAAGAGGGGCAGCAGACAGCAUCUCCUAAUCAAGAGAAUGGUUCGAAUGGCAGAGGGCUGGCCACUGUACAAGUCAACCCCUGUGUUUCAGAAACUCCUCGGUCCAGUGAUCCUACACCUCCCCAACCUGAUGUGCAAGAGACAUUGGGCUCCCCAACCCUGAGUAUGUUGUGUAUACUGACAGUGAGCUGGAACAUUUUAGAAAGCAGUAUUUUGAAAUGCAGCGUGUUGGCCAAGAACGUGGAUGCACUCUUUCAAAAGAACUUCGCUGCCGAUUAGUGAGGAACACGGUGACCAACAUGGUGUCCAUCAUCAGAGCAACUACUACUGAAUUCAUGUAUCCAUCCAAAAAUGAUGUCCAGGCUAUGGCAAAGCGGCUUGUGGAGUAUUAUCCAAUGCUUCGUGAUAACUCUGUGAACUGCAAACACACUUGGGAAUUGCUUUUCAAACAAUUACUGAAAAGACUCCACAACAUAAAGACACCAAAAAAGCGACAGGGACCUACACCACAAAGACGGAGGAAACGAAGACGGCUGAAUUUUGAGUGUGCUGAUGGUGAUUCAAGCACAUCCAUCUCAGAGUCACCAGGAAGCACGGCAUCAACUGUAAUCUUAGACAGAACAAGAAGCAGCGCAUCAUCUUUGGAUGGCAUGAAUUCACCUGCUGAAAUUGUUGACCAGAGUGGAAAAGCUGCUGAAGAUCUAGGAGUUCAUUCUGGCACUGAUAGUCAGCAAAGUCAAGCAAGGCAUUACCGUACCCUGCAAGAGAUGUAUAAAAGGCAGAAACCUAACAAGGAGGCAGUUGCCCAGCUGCUUGACCUUGAGUUUGAUGCUCGCAGAGCCUUCAUCAACUCUGACACUUUGAGAGACCAGGACAGACCAGCUAACAUACUGCAAGCAUACCCCUGUUUCAGAGAAGUAGAUCAUGUUAUGGAUGAACUUCGCCGCAUUCUUGACAGAUCUAACCCUGACUUUAUUGCUGACCUGAAGACCCGCUGGGAGAGCUUUUAUGGCAAAGCUCAGUUCUAUGGAGUUUUUAAAAAGGUUCUGAGACCACCAACAACACAAGACAAAGUGACACGCUCUGUAGCUAUGAUGAAGGCUCUGCCUGAGAUGUUCCCUUCACCCGUGGCCCUACCUAAGAAGUUGGGACAUGCAAGUGAGGCAGUGGUGCAUGUUCUUGAGCCCACAGAAAACCCAACCACCUACCUUCAGAGAAGACCAGUCUUCAGUCCAGUUCUGAUCAUUUGUGAUAGCAACUGCAUGCUGGCCAUUGGGUCUACACCUGUGACAACUUUUCCAAAAGAAAACAUUGACACAGGUGUGCUCUAUCUUUUAGCAUACUACUACACAUUUCAUCUGACCUAUCCAAAGUGCAUCGCAACACUCCUGUCAAUACUUCAGACAGAAGUUCUGCAGGAUGCCAUUCAUGAUCGGGAUGCAACUUCAUCCUACAAAAAAACUUUGUCAGAGUGGAAAAAGUUCAUUGGGGAGUAGUGAAAAGUGCCCUAUGGCCAUGCAGCAGUCGCUAUCAUUAUCAGUAGGGGUGUAACAAAUAGUGAUUUGAUUUAUACUACUGAUAUCAUUAUUUGGUGUAGUCAGACAAUUCAGUUAAAUUGGGUUUAUACAACCCUAUCCAUCCUGUGGUGCAGGAUGACUUUGGUUGAUGUUUGAAUAAAAUAACUGGUUAUUUACCAAGUUUCAUGUUGUACUAACAGAACUGGUUAUUUACCAAGUUUCAUGUUUAAGUAAUAUAACUGGUUAUUUAACCAGUUUAAGUUUCAUGUUAAAAAACUGCAUUAGAUACUCUAGUUCAUAAAAAUGCUAUUUCUCUGAGGCAUGUGCAUAAGGAAGUUUUGAUUAGUUUAACUAUUAAGAAUAAAACACCUUACCAUGAACGUGGUUUACUUUUGUUUAUCUAAGCUAAAAGAGAAAUGUAUCUAUUUGUUUUACGUUUCAUACCAAGGUUGAGUUGCCACCACCCAGCAUACUUUCACACUUGUUUCUCAGUAAGUUCUAUGUAGCCUCAUUGGAACUAUUUUUGUAAGCAUGUAUUUCAUGUCUCUGGAAAUAAUAAUAAAUAAAAAAAAGGUGGAAUGACUGGA
This is a messenger RNA of Astyanax mexicanus (Mexican tetra), 2685 nucleotides long. RefSeq lists its product as uncharacterized. Bases 800 to 2077 code for a protein of 425 amino acids. The record is from RefSeq and is a predicted model, not a curated record. The transcript is spliced from 9 exons. Lineage: Eukaryota; Metazoa; Chordata; Actinopteri; Characiformes; Acestrorhamphidae.